Gossypium arboreum is the source of this 1970-nucleotide messenger RNA. Its product is annotated as serine/threonine-protein kinase STY13-like. The record is from RefSeq and is a predicted model, not a curated record. NCBI's taxonomy places the organism in Eukaryota, Viridiplantae, Streptophyta, Magnoliopsida, Malvales, Malvaceae. Gene Ontology annotation, molecular function: ATP binding; protein kinase activity. The transcript is spliced from 5 exons. Gene Ontology annotation, cellular component: plasma membrane. The coding region runs from base 529 to 1653 and encodes 374 amino acids. Gene Ontology annotation, biological process: protein phosphorylation.
GAUUAGGAAUAGAGGUAGAGGAUAGUCCAAUGACGUCAUUGAUGAGAAGAGAAAAUUGGCAGUGUAGAAAGUAGGCUGUUUGAAAGGGACAGUUGGGUUGGACUUGCAUAUACAACCAGAAAUAAACCCCCAUUUAAAACAAAGCUACAUAAAUUACGACCGUGAAUCCCAUAAAUGCAUAAAAAAAUACAAAGCAGGAGGAAGAAGAAGAAGCAGCCGAUACAGAAACAAAGAAACCACCGUAAGUGGGUCACAACAACAGACGUCGUCUUCAGGCAGUAAUCCAUGUGCCCACAUGGCUGUUUGCGAGUUUGAAAGAAACCAAUAAACAAUAACCCCCCAAAAAAAAACACAACUCUCUUUCAUUUAUUUCUUUUCAUAUAUAUAUAUAUAAAAUAUUAUUUAAGAUUAUGAUUGAGUUGUAGUUUUUAGUGUAGAUUUUGGAGAGAUACCCAGAAUCAGGAAUAGUUGAAAAAAGCUAAUAGUUUUAAAAGACUGUUCCUUUCUCUGUUUUGGAGGAGUGUGAAGAUGAAGGAGAAAAGUGAGAGCGGGGGAGGAGGGUAUGUAAGAGCAGAUCAGAUAGAUCUGAAGAGCUUGGAUGAGCAACUUCAGAGGCAUCUUAGUAGAGCAUGGACGAUGGAGAAGAACAAGAACAACAGGAAAGAUGAAGGAGAGGAAGGCGGCGGACAGCUGAGACCUAGCAACACUGGGAGAAGACAAGAGUGGGAGAUUGAUCCGUUUAAGCUUAUCAUCAAAAGUGUUAUAGCUCGUGGCACUUUUGGAACCGUUCAUCGUGGGAUGUAUGAUGGCCAAGAUGUUGCUGUUAAACUUCUUGACUGGGGAGAAGAGGGUCACAGAUCCGAGGCCGAAAUAGCUUCACUUCGAGCAGCUUUUACUCAAGAGGUUGCGGUGUGGCAUAAGCUUAAUCAUCCUAAUGUAACAAAGUUUAUAGGGGCGACAAUGGGCUCAUCGGACCUGAACAUACAGACGGAAAAUGGUCAAAUUGGCAUGCCAAAUUGUUGUGUUAUUGUGGAAUAUUGUCCUGGGGGUGCACUGAAAUCCUACUUGAUAAAGAAUAGGAGAAGGAAGUUGGCUUUUAAAGUAGUCAUUCAAUUGGCUCUAGAUCUUGCACGAGGGUUGAGCUAUCUUCACUCCCAAAAGAUUGUCCAUAGAGAUGUCAAGACAGAAAACAUGCUUCUGGACAAGACGCGUACCGUAAAGAUUGCUGAUUUCGGGGUUGCUCGACUCGAGGCUUCGAACCCUAAUGACAUGACCGGAGAGACUGGAACACUUGGUUAUAUGGCACCAGAGGUCCUUAACGGCAAUCCCUACAAUAGGAAGUGUGAUGUGUAUAGCUUCGGUAUCUGCUUAUGGGAGAUAUACUGCUGUGACAUGCCGUAUCCUGAUCUUAGCUUCUCGGAAGUGACAUCGGCUGUCGUCCGUCAGAAUCUGAGGCCGGAGAUACCUCGUUGCUGUCCAAGUUCUCUUGCAAAUGUAAUGAAAAGAUGCUGGGAUGCAAACCCCGACAAACGGCUGGAGAUGGACGAAGUGGUGUCGAUGUUGGAGGCGAUUGACACAUCAAAAGGCGGAGGCAUGAUUCCGCAUGAUCAAACUCAAGGUUGUUUGUGUUUCCGGAGAUACCGCGGACCUUGAUAUUGAAUUAAAUAUGGUAGCAGAGCUAAGUAACAUUCCAAUUUAUUCAUAUAUUUCAUUUGAAUUGGAAAGUAAGAGCUGAUGAAAGUAGAAAGUUGUGGGGUUCAAUAUCUGCUAUUCCAACAUCCAUUUUGUAAAGCUUUGCUAAUCCAUACGUCUCUUUUGGAUAAUGGAAACAGAGGCGGAAGGCAUUGGAAGUCCAGGUCUUGGCUCUUAAACAAUUUUGAUUUUUCAUAUUUUCUUUUCUUAAUUUCUGCUUAUAACUUUAUAUGUUUUACAGUAUGAGAUAAAAUAUAAUUCGCUUUCUCAAAAUGAAA